AUGUGCGGAGGAGUCCACGAACGAUGGUCCCGAUAUCACUCUCGCAAUGCUUUGGUGCUCCAUGGAGGUGAAGGUAUAACCUCACCUGGUGCUGAAGAUGGUGAUCCUGGCCAGUUUCAAGCUGGUCAGUAUCGAGGGCAACAAGGAGACCGCAGACCCACUGGUGGCCGAUCCUCCUGUGGAAAUUAUAGAAGCCGAGUGCAUUUUAUCAAUCCAGCAGAUCUUAAUGGUGAAGGUAUAACCUCACCUGGUGCUGAAGAUGGUGAUCCUGGCCAGUUUCAAGCUGGUCAGUAUCGAGGGCAACAAGGAGACCGCAGACCCACUGGUGGCCGAUCCUCCUGUGGAAAUUAUAGAAGCCGAGUGCAUUUUAUCAAUCCAGCAGAUCUUAAUGCUCAGAGGCAUGAAGAAGAAAUUAUGGCUGAAUUAGACCCUGAUGCCGUGUUUCGCGAACGCAAGAUAGAAGGCCAUGGAGAUUCCUUCACAAUAUCUGUUGCAACCACUAAUCAAAGCACUGCCGGAAAAUUUGUGCGAGUUGGGUCAGGUCGCAAGGGAAAAUCUCCAUCAUAUGUAGGCCACAAUGAGCAGAAGUAUGAAGAGAACACUGGUCAUGGUGGGGAUAAGACACAUCAGAGGGGCUGGAAUCGUGGAAAUAGAAAUCCCAGAGGACGGGGCCGUGGACGAGGUCAGGGACAUGGCAGUUAUACUGGCAAGGAUGUAAGACCUGUUUCAUUGUAA
Cherax quadricarinatus is the source of this 735-nucleotide messenger RNA. The record is from RefSeq and is a predicted model, not a curated record. NCBI's taxonomy places the organism in Eukaryota, Metazoa, Arthropoda, Malacostraca, Decapoda, Parastacidae.